AUGCCAUUCUGGACUGCAAUCACCUCUUCAUUGAAAUCAUUGUCGACCAGGGCGCCUGGCGUGGCAUCGGUGCCAAAACCGCUAGAGGAUGCCCGGUCAUUUCCCACGAGUGGAUUCAAGACCAUUGAAGACGAUCAGGCAAUUGAAGAGGAGGAGUUACCUGACUACCAAGCCCAUCGAUUCUACCCUGUUCGAUUGGGUGAGGUAUUCCAGAGCCGCUACCAAAUAGUUGCCAAGCUGGGUUUUGGCUCUUCAUCAACUUCGUGGCUAGCCCGAGACCUCAGAGAUCAUCAAUACGUCGCUCUGAAGGUAUAUGUUCAUACCUCUUCACAUCGAGGACGGGGGAAUAUUCGAAGAUUGCUAGAUUCUUUUGAAAUUACGGGUGAACAUGGCAAACAUCUUGUCCUUGUUUUUGAGGCUGCCCAAAUGAGUUUGCGUGAUAUGAAGCUGGUAUUCCGGCCGGAGGGGUUUGAUGAAGACUUUGUUAGGGGGGCUAUAACGGAGCUUCUUCAGGCUUUGGACUUUCUGCAUACCCAUGGGGAGGUUGUCCACACUGACGUGCACCCUGGCAACAUGCUUCUAGGUGCCUAUGAUAAUCAAAUGUUCGAAAAGCUUGAGGAAAUGGAAUUUGCAUCCCCAGUGCCACGCAAGCCAAUCACGCCUACACGCACUAUCUACCUCUCUCGUUUGAUGCGUCCCAAAGAAGGCCCUAUGCUAUUGUCCGAUUUUGGUGAGGCGAGGAUUGGUCCGGGACCCCACGGUGGCGAUAUCAUGCCUCUGGAGUACCGGGCCCCGGAAACAUUGCUCUAUAUAGGAUGGAGCUAUCCCGUCGAUAUCUGGAGUGUUGGCCUUACGGCUUGGGAUCUUCUAGAGCCGAGGAAGCUUUUUACAGCACGAGACGAUGAUGGGGACCUCUACGAUGCCGCUCAUCUGGCUCAGCUAAUUGCUGCGUUGGGUCCACCGCCUCCGGAAUUUCUAGCUAGGAAUCCAGAGAGAAAAGCCGACUUUUGGGACGAACAUGCCGCAGGAAAUUGGCUGGGUCUUGCACCCAUUCCGGAUGGCCGGACAAUGGAAGCACUAGAAUCUCGCCUGGAGAAUAACUCGGGCUUCCUUCGAUUUAUCAGAAGGGCUUUAACCUGGAUGCCUGAGCAAAGAGCAACGGCCAAGGAUCUUUUACAGGACCCUUGGCUGACGGGGAGGAAGCUUAAAGGAUUGUAUUGA
This is a messenger RNA of Aspergillus viridinutans, 1221 nucleotides long. RefSeq names its product putative protein kinase. Gene Ontology annotation, molecular function: protein kinase activity; ATP binding. The record is from RefSeq and is a predicted model, not a curated record. Gene Ontology annotation, biological process: spliceosomal complex assembly; protein phosphorylation; regulation of mRNA processing. The coding region runs from base 1 to 1221 and encodes 406 amino acids. Lineage: Eukaryota; Fungi; Ascomycota; Eurotiomycetes; Eurotiales; Aspergillaceae. The transcript has 6 exons.